Pseudoliparis swirei is the source of this 1284-nucleotide messenger RNA. RefSeq names its product histone H1.0-B. Gene Ontology annotation, cellular component: nucleus; nucleosome. The record is from RefSeq and is a predicted model, not a curated record. Gene Ontology annotation, biological process: chromosome condensation; negative regulation of DNA recombination; nucleosome assembly. The transcript has a single exon. Lineage: Eukaryota; Metazoa; Chordata; Actinopteri; Perciformes; Liparidae. Gene Ontology annotation, molecular function: nucleosomal DNA binding; double-stranded DNA binding; structural constituent of chromatin. The coding region runs from base 214 to 810 and encodes 198 amino acids.
AAGACUCUUACGGUAUCCGGUGCACCGACGCGUCACCUCGCGAGGAUCAUCGUGUUUUAUUGUUACGGUGGCAUUGUUUGCCAACCCGGACUUUCAGGGGAAAACGUUAUUCUGUUUAUUUCCGUUUCUGACGCCGAGGAGAGGGAAUUACAUCGGACUUGUUUUUGGUGGUUUUUUUGUUUGUCAACUAACUCCAGAAAAAGGAAAGUCGCCAUGGCAGAGACGUCGGCAGCUCCGGCCAAAGCCAAGAAGGCGGCCAUGCCCAAGAAACCCGCUUCUCACCCCAAAUACUCUGAGAUGAUCCGAGCGGCCAUCGCGCACGACGCCAGCCGGAGCGGCGCGUCGCGCCAGUCCAUCCAGAAGUUCGUGAGGAAGAGCUACAAGGUGGGCGAGAACGCCGACGUGCAGAUUAAAUUGGCCCUGAAGAGGAUGGUGGCGGACGGGAGCCUGCGCCACACCAGAGGCAACGGCGCCUCCGGAUCCUUCAGGUGGGCCAAACCGGACGACUCCAAGAAGUCCGCCAAGCCACCGCCACCGCCACCGGCACCGGCCAAGCCGAAGAAGGCGGCGAAGCCCUCCAAACCCAAGAAGGUGGUGAAGCCCAAGAAAGUUGCCAAGACGCCGGAAAAACCCAAGAAGGCAGCUGCGAAGAAAGUGAAGAAGGUCGUGAAGAAGGCGUCCCCGGUGAAAGCCAAGAAGUCCCCCGCGAAAAAAGCAGCCAAGGUGGCGAAGCCCAAAGCCGCGCGGAGGGUCCCCAAGCCCAAAGGGAAGACCCCCAAGAAGGCAGCCAAGCCAGCCAAGAAGAAGUAGAAGGACAUGAAGACAGUCACUGUACAUACUUAAGGAAAUGUUUUCGUAUAUGUAUUAUUUUUGUACGCUCUCAUGCAAACUUAUGCUAUUUUGACCAGUAGUUUCUCUCUAUUGAACUAUAGCUUCUAGAUGCUGUAGCAAUAUUUGUGAGCGUUUUUUUAUUUGGCGUUGAUAAUAUUAAUUUAUAUCCGAUCCUUGGACAUAUACUGGCUAGACUAGUCUUAAUAAGGAAAACACAUGUACAUACAGUUGGACUUGGGACGAGUCAUCGUUGAUGCAGGGGGUCAAACCGAAGAUAUCGUGAGACAAUGGAGAGCAUUGCUCUUUACAAUGCGCCACAGGUAGCUGCUGCUCUCUGGAUCCAGGCUCCAUUCCGUGGAUGUCCAGACGACUCGUCUCCAGAUGUCACGUGGUGUUCAGUCACCUUUAAAGACUGUUUACUGCAACCCAAUAAACCUGUCAUCUUCUACUAAA